UUGGACAAGCACCCGCUAAAUGAAAGAUUGAUUGAGGCUGCCUGCUCCCAUUUUGUGGGAAUCGGCUGUUUGGUGUCGGCUGUUUGGUGUCUUGUAUUUUCCAUACCAGACUGAGGUUAAUAUCUUGCCUCCUGGCGUGAGGCAAUACGAAUCUACAUCUUUAGGGCCGAUGAAUAAACGAGAUGAUGAACGAGAACGAGGAAGUCGCGCUUGUGGGAUGGGGAGUUCACAAUAACAGCUGGACUGUCCACUCUAUCAACGCCCGCCUGUCAUUGAAUGACAGUCACUGAGCGGAAGACAGAAAGAGGCGUCUCCACCGUGCGGCGCCACGAUCGAUGCGACACAGUACACCUGAGGAGUGAACCAUACCUGCGGAGAGUAGACUCUUCUCCAAAACCAGCUCGCCAACAUGGGGUUAUCACCUUCUAGUCUCCUAGAUGAACAUGGAUCCAACUACAUACGAGGUUGUGCAGAGGCAGAGUUGAAAGAGUUCAGUCCCCACUACAGGACACAGUACUCUGUGGUCUUCUUCUCCCAAGUCCAGGAUGAGCUGCAGCAGCCAAAAGAGAAAAUAAAACAGCUCCUCAAACAGAGGGGUCCUCCGGAGGCGGGGGAGGUGCUGUAUGAGGAACAAGUCUUUCAUUUUGAAGCAACCAGGUGGGAAGAGAGGUACGUGGUGGUGCGUGGCAACUACUGCCUGGAGUGCCACAGCAGCUUCGAGACCUUUGUGAAGGGUGUGCCCCCGCGCCACAAGCUGCUGCCAACAGGGGGCACAGUGCUCACCACAGAAGAGAAAUACAUGGCCAUGGUGGACAAAUGCUUCCCUGUUUCUGAAACCAACAAUGUGAAUGAAAAGUUUGCCCCUCCUAUAAUUGGCAUGCCUGGACAGUUCCCUGUAUACCUCAGGCUUCCGUACCGUAGGGAUUACUACUUCUGCUUCCGACAGGAUGCUCGCCAAGCUGAAUUCCUCUCCAUCCUCUCCGACUGCAUCCGCCACCAGAACCAAGACUUCCUAAAGAAGAAGACAGUUGAGGUGCAGGCCUUCCUCAAAGCAGUCCACCUCUACAGACAGGAGAAGGGCAGCUAUGACUCCUGGAAAAUGCUGAUUGGCAGUGACGUCAGGGUACUGGCCAACCUGGUUAUGGAGGAGCUGUUGCCCUCUUUGGAGAAGGACAUGCUGCCUCAUCUAAAAGCCAGGAAGACAGAGAGGAAGAGAGUGUGGUUCGCUACCGUAGAAGCGGCCUAUAUCCUGGUGCAGGAGUGUCUAUUUGAGGGUAUGUCUGCUCUGAAGGAGGAGUGUAGGAAGGCAACUCACCAGCAGGAGGUGCUGAUACGCUCUGAUAUGGACCAGAUCCUCAACUCCAGAACCUACCUGGAGGGAAAACUACGAGCCAGUGUAUUGGAGCCAGCAGAGAAGUUCUGUUCGGAGGGAGUGCAGCCCUACCUGGCCUCCGUACUGGAGGAGCUGAUGGGACCAAUCAGCUCAGGGUUCCAGGAAGCACGGCUCCUGAGUGACAGCCAAAUGGACCAACUGUGUCAGGACUUCCAGGAGGGUGGGGUUACCGAUGAACUCAAGCAGGCCCUAGCUAAACUGAGUAGGCCAAAUCUGUUGAGUUGUUACCAGAGGAUCAACUCUCUCCACGACCAGCUGCACAACCUGCAGGAACGCUUUGGCUUCACCAACAUCAGCAGCCUGGUCCACAGCACCCAGAUAGACCUACAGCAGCUGGUGGAGAACGCAGCGUACACAUUCCAUCUGCUGCUCUACAAGGACAUAGAGGACAACCCAGGCAACGCAUGCUCUGCCAUGGAGAAGUCCAGGCACAAGGUGCUCAAGCAAUAUGACCAUGACAGCAGUACGGCGAGGAAAAGGAUCUUUCAUGCGGCCUUGGUGGGGAUCACCCUCCCUCACAUCAAGAAGACCCUGGCCCCCACUUACAAAACAGCGCUGCAGGGUCUUAAACAGUUCAUCUAUGCAGACUAUUCCAACUUUGUCCAUGUUCACAAUAUCUAUGAGGGCAUUUUGCGGCAGAGUCUGGACAAGGAAGUCAUCAAAGUGGUGGAGGAGGCAGCCAGGCUGAAGAAACACAAUCUGUUCACAGACACCAGAGACAUCCUGAGCCAGUCCACCUCCUCCAGCCUCCUCUCCACCCCUUUCAUCCCAGCAACCCAGCCAGGAUGCUAGGCUUCCCCGGACAGCUCCAGACCCAGCCUGAGACCCCUACCUUUAUCCAGACCCACCCUGAGACCCAGCCCGAAGCCGA
This is a messenger RNA of Salvelinus fontinalis (brook trout), 2264 nucleotides long. RefSeq names its product protein Niban 1-like. The record is from RefSeq and is a predicted model, not a curated record. Lineage: Eukaryota; Metazoa; Chordata; Actinopteri; Salmoniformes; Salmonidae.